GGGGGCCCGGGGCGCACGUGUCUAGAUCCGCGAAGGGUCGCUUCCGGAUUCGCUGCCCGGCGCGGGGGGCCCGUGGCGCCUUCUGUGUCCCUAGGUCGGUUGGCGAUGGCGAUGGCGAAGGCGAAGGCGAACGGGCCGACCCCCAAGCGCGCCCCUGGCGACCCCGCGGCUGAGCCAGGGCUUGUCGAGAAGCGAACACGGAAAAAGAAAAAGAAGAAGAGGUUCUGGAAAAACAAAGCGGGGAAUGUAAGCAGGAUACCGGGAAGCGACCCCAGGGUUGCGCUGCGACCCCCGAAGGCCCCGGAGGACUUCUCCCAGAACUGGAAGGCGCUGCAGGAGCUGCUGAAGCAGAAACCGCAGGCCCCGGAAAAGCCCGUUGUCGCCACUCAGGCGGUUUCCAGGGCACAGCCCCCAGCCCUGCGACAGAGAGGCAAGGCCAGGCCCGGCGCAGCGGGCGCGGAGGACGCAGGCCUGGCGGCGCCAGCACCGGCACCACCCACAGAGGGCAGCGGCGUGGGGCACAGCCAGAAGGGAACCAAGAGAAGGACCAAUGGCGACCUUUCUACAAACCAAGGGGACCUCAAACACAGGAAGCGGAAAGCGGAGGCAGUGGCUGCAGCCUCGACUCCAGCCCCGCCCACCGAACAGGACAUCUGGUUCGACGACGUGGACCCGGAGGACAUCGAGGCGGCCGGAGGCCCGGAGGCAGCCCGGAUAGCGCGGCGGCGGCUGGGGGGGCGGGGCAGCGGCAUGGCGCUGGAGAAGCCGCAGGCCUUCAGAGGCCUGACCAGAGCCGUGGCCCUGGACUGUGAGAUGGUGGGCGUGGGCCCCGCGGGGGAGGAGAGCGUCGCCGCCCGCGUGUCCAUCGUGAACCAGCACGGGAAGUGCGUCUACGACAAGUACAUCAGACCGGCCCGGCCCGUGACCGACUACAGGACGGCGGUCAGCGGCAUCCGGCCGGAGCACCUGCAGCGGGGAGAAAAAUUUGAAGUUGUUCAGAAAGAAGUGGCAGAGAUGCUGAAGGGCCGCAUUCUCGUUGGCCACGCGGUACAUAAUGACCUGAAGGUUCUUUUUCUCGAUCAUCCGAAAAAGAAAAUUCGAGACACGCAGAAAUACAAACCUUUCAAGAGCCAAGUGAAGAGCGGAAGGCCGUCCCUGAAGCUGCUGGCGGAGAGGAUCCUGGGGGUCCUGGUGCAGCAGGCGGAGCACUGCUCGGUUCAGGACGCGCAGGCGGCGAUGAGGCUGUACGUGAUGGUGAAGAGGGAGUGGGAGCGCGCGGCCCGGGACAGGCCCCCCGCCGCCACCACAGCGCCCCGCAGCCGGACGGAUGCUGCCCCGCCCCGCAGCCGCGUCCCCGUGCACAGGCGCUUGUGACCACACCGCAGACAGAGCAGAUCUCCCGGGAGUGGCAACGGAAUUGUGGCGGCGGGGGUGGGGCCGCCGAGAACAGCCGCCUCCCUCGGGCCUUUCCGUCUGAGCCCUGGUCCCGCUGGGGCAGUGGCCCGCGGGGACCACGCAGAGGCGCCCGGCUGAGCCCGGGCGUCAGGGCGUCAGGGCGGGAGGCGGGGCUGUGCCGCUGCCCUCCUGCCACCACCCUGCCCUCUGGGCCCCUCCUUCCAUCACUGCCAGACUCACACGGGCCCGGGCCUGUGUCCGCGUGAGCCGGGCCAAGCCCCGCCCAGGAGUUUGCUGCAGCCGGCUCUGGACCAGGAGACUUCUGUGCCCUUCUGUCCCCGCCCCUACUGCCUGCCGAGCUGAACGAGUCGGGGCCCCAGGAGCCCCCGCACAUGGCGAUGCCAGCUACACGCUGAGGCGGCGCCUCUCCCGUGGGCACCGCCAUGCGGGGCUCUGAGGGCCUGGCCCUGGACCCCAGAGAACGAGCACCGAGCCGACAGCGUGAAGCCCAAGGCUUCCCUGCACCUCCCGACAGGCACCGAGGGGGCCGAGCCCACUGAGGAAGCAGUUGGCCAUAAAGGAGGUUUUUA
Pteronotus mesoamericanus is the source of this 1985-nucleotide messenger RNA. It is a transcript of the gene REXO4, whose product is annotated as REX4 homolog, 3'-5' exonuclease. Bases 106 to 1374 code for a protein of 422 amino acids. The record is from RefSeq and is a predicted model, not a curated record. Gene Ontology annotation, cellular component: nucleus. The transcript is spliced from 9 exons. Lineage: Eukaryota; Metazoa; Chordata; Mammalia; Chiroptera; Mormoopidae. Gene Ontology annotation, biological process: rRNA processing; DNA catabolic process. Gene Ontology annotation, molecular function: 3'-5' exonuclease activity; nucleic acid binding.